AUGGCAAAGUUCAAGCCACCGGAAAACUUCAACUUUGAGAAACCGGGAGAAUGGCCGUCGUGGAGACAGAGAUUCGCACGAUUCAGGUCAGCUUCCAAGCUAAGCCUCGAGGAUGCCGACGUCCAGGCAGUGCUUAUGGUGAGGCAAGCUGAAGAGGUAGCACAACAGAUAACCCAGCAAGAGCAGCAGGCUCCACUGGCGGUGCAAGCAGUGAAACAAAAGAGGUUCGUGAAGAAAGGAGGGAAACCGCAGGGAGAGAGGAGCGGAGGACAGCAGCACGGCUACCAAGGGGAGAGCAAGUGCAAUCGAGAUACAGCAGUGGAGAUGGGGCUGGUUAAGCGAGUACAGCAGGUGAAGGCAGCAGCCGUCCACCAGGGCACGAUGAAGACCGACCCGGUGAAGAUACAGCUACGUGACGACGCCGUGCCACACGCCGUACACACAGCCAGGAGAGUCCCACUGCCACUCCUUUCGAAAGUCCAAGCUGAGCUACAGCGCAUGGAGGAACAUGGCGUGAUUGUCAAAGUGACACAACCGACAGAAUGGUGCGCGCCAAUGGUGCCAGUCCUGAAGCCGUCAGGCGCCGUCAGAAUCUGUGUAGGGCUCCAGAAGCUGAAUGAGAACCUGAAGAGAGAAACUUACCAGCUACCUACCACAGAUGAGACGCUGGGAGUAUGGGCCUGUGAGCGGUUCCAGAAGUACCUGGUUGGCAUGGACAAAUUUAGACUCAUAACAGAUCACAAGCCGCUGGUGCCGCUGAUAAACAGCAAAGACCUAGACGCGGUGCCUGUUAGGUGUCAGAGACUUUUGAUGAGGCUUAUGCGCUUCAAUGCAAAGGCCGAGUACGCACCGGGCAAAACGUUGGUCAUAUCCGACGCACUGUCACGCAGCCCGCUGAAGGAGAGCUACAGCACUACGGAAGCAGUCAUUGCGAGCCACGUGAACGCAGUGACACACAGCUGGCCUGUCUCACAAAGCAAGCUGGACCGGAUCAGGACAGCCACGCAGGAGGACCCACAGCUCCAGCACGUGAGAAAGCUGAUCAGGGAUGGAUGGCCCAAACGAGACGACCCACUAUUGGCUUUAAUGAGCUACCGCGCCACCCCCACCACAUCCACAGGAGUGAGCCCGGCAGAAAUGCUCAUGGGGCGUAAGAUUCGCACCACACUGCCAUCUCGAAAGAGAAACCUCAUUCCAAAGCAGCCAAACUGUGACCUCAUCCGUCGCCGUGAUGAAGAAGCCAAACAACAACAGGCAUUCUACUACAACCGGAGACACGGAGCGAGGGACUUGCCACCCUUGCACACAGGUGACCACGUCCUGUCCAAGCUGGACGGGGAGAAGGUGUGGAAAGGUCGAGCAUCGGUGCAGCAGGAGUGCGGCACGCCGCGCUCAUACCAGGUGAAGUCGCCAGGAGGAGGAGAGAUGAGGAGAAACAGGCGUCAUCUUCAACAAGUGCUGCCACCGAUGGAAGAGGAGAACACAGACUCUGGGCAACCUACCACAGAGCCAGAGCAAGAAGCACCACAACACGGCUCUGACCAGGGACUGUUCCCGGUGGCGGAUGUGCAGCGCACGCGCAGUCCGCUGUCCUCUGGAUGGAUGCUGGUGCUCCGCGUGUCCGUGAGAGCGCGUGCACGUGUGCUGGUGCCCGCUGUGGUGCAGAGGGGCGGGAGGAGAGAGAGACGCACGACCAGCCCGACAGACAGGGUGCUUUUCGUCUCCAUGUCCUCCAUCCCCGCCCGCUGUGAGAGAGGACGUGAUGGCGCUUGCAUCCGGAUCCAGACAGACUCAGGUCCAGGCUGA
Molecule: messenger RNA, 1806 nt
Organism: Knipowitschia caucasica
Lineage: Eukaryota; Metazoa; Chordata; Actinopteri; Gobiiformes; Gobiidae
Source: the annotation of a GenBank genome assembly